This is a messenger RNA of Pangasianodon hypophthalmus (striped catfish), 4450 nucleotides long. RefSeq names its product nuclear body protein SP140-like protein. The record is from RefSeq and is a predicted model, not a curated record. Gene Ontology annotation, molecular function: DNA-binding transcription factor activity, RNA polymerase II-specific; protein binding; DNA binding. Bases 162 to 2000 code for a protein of 612 amino acids. Lineage: Eukaryota; Metazoa; Chordata; Actinopteri; Siluriformes; Pangasiidae. Gene Ontology annotation, cellular component: nucleus. The transcript is spliced from 16 exons. Gene Ontology annotation, biological process: regulation of transcription by RNA polymerase II.
UACGUCAACUUCCGGGUUUUCUGGCGUGAGGACAUGGUGGGAGACGCAGGCGGGAGAUUUGUGGGGAUUUAAGAUCUACUUUUGCAUAACAAAUCUUCAUUCAGCGCCGAGAUACUCAGAACUCUUCCGGAUAUCAAAGGAAUGGGAGUCCCAGCCACCCAAUGGAUCCACUGGAUUUUCUAACUCAAGAGGAGUUGAUCAAGUUUUUUCACUGCAAGAAGACAGAGAUCUCUUGCAUUGAGGAACCGCACACCUUCCUCCACCAGCUCCGAGACCACAACCUGGUCCCUGAGAAGCUCUACCAGAAGGUAAUAAAGAUGAGAAGUAAGGAGAGAAGGCAGGAAGGUGUGUAUAAGAUUUUGGACUGGCUGGAGAAGGAGCGAGGACAGUGUGUGAAGGUGUUUUGGAGUUGUGUGUUUCAGGAUCACAUCCUGCUGAAAUAUCCCAUUCUCCGCUUGCUCCGAAACAGCCUUUUCGAUGGCUCCUUCAAGGUAUAUGAGAGCCUCCCUGAUAUGGAGGAACCAAACAAUAACGAGAACGAGCCAGUGCAGAAAGAGGAAAAGAAAGUAAAGGGAAAGAAAAGAGAUGGAAAGAGAAAGAAAAGUGUUGAAGAGACAGAGGAGGAGGAGGAGGAGGAACCAGGACCUUCCUCUUACUCCACACCUACCCGGAAGAAACCAGCCAGAAGGCCCACAUUCGGCUCUCCGUUAAAAAGAGGAGAGAAGCCUGAUAUUUGGAUGUGGGAUUUUUAUAAAACAUCUCUCCCUGUUACCUGUGGUGAUAAAAAAGGCUCACUGCAUCGGGGCAAGCUAGCCAAAGGGAUCAAGUGUAUUCUGCAUGAGGGGCACUGGUUCUCUCCGGGUGGCUUUGAGAAGUUUGCGGGAAAGGGGAACUGCAAAAACUGGAAGCUCUCCAUCCGCUGCCAGAAAACUCCACUACAAAAACUUAUACAGGAGGGCCAUCUGCAGUGCCCACGCAUGAAGAGACAGUGUGUUCGGAAGAGUCGGAGAGUGCUGUUUCCUGGCAGCUCCUCUGAAAGCUCCAGCCCUCAAUCCAGUGUCGAGAUGGAGGGAUCAAGUGAAGACCAAGAGGAGGAAAGUGAAGAGGAUGGAGAAGAAGAUGACAAUGAGAACGAAGAAGAAGAAGAAGAAGAAGAAGAAGAAGAAGAGAGCGAGCCAGUGGAUCUGUCAGAGUUUGAGGCUGCAGUUUUACUUGUCAGCUGUGGUUCUGUCACUGGGAAUUUAUAUAAAAAUAGAUUUGCAGGGUCACACAGUAAGAGCAUCCGCACAGAGGAGCGCUGGUUCACUCCUGAGGAGUUCGUAAAGCAGGAGUUAACCCUGACAGACGGACACUGGAGGAAAGAUAUACUGUGUCACGGCAAAACCCUUAACUACCUGGUGAAGAAGAAGAUCCUGUAUAUCCAUUCGCUGCUGUGUGAUUGUGAUCGGUGCUGUCCUGAUGACCCGCUGGCUCAGAAUAACGAUGAUGUUUGCUUCAUUUGUGACUCUGAUGGAAAGCUGGAGUGCUGUGACGAGUGUCCACGAGCUUUCCAUCAGGACUGCCAUUUACCAACUCCACCCAAAGAGACACACGGGGAUAAAUGGAUGUGCACUUUCUGUGUCUGGAAGCUUAACCAGCAAUUAUGGAUUCACAAGAGUCUGGAAGAUGCUUUGAACAGUCCUGUAGACCAAAACAUCAUGCGCUGUGAGUAUUUGCUGUUGUGUUUGUAUAAGGAGGACACACAACAGGUGUUUACUGACGAUCCCUACACAACAGUGCCGGGAUACAGCAGUGUGAUUUCUAAUCCCAUGUGGCUGAACAGAGUGAAGAGCAAACUGCAGAGAAACCUGUACAGCACAGUGGGAGAGUUUGUAGACGACAUCAGGCUCAUCUUUCAAAACUGCCAAACUUUUAACAGGGAUAAUGACUUUGGCAUGACGGGAGCCAGACUGAGCGAGAUCUUCAAGCAGAAGUUCCGCAUCGUCUUUAAGAUCCAGUAGAGAUUUUCCUGUUUCACAAACCUGCAUGUGAUCGUUCAUUUUACAAUUGAAAGACAAAGAUUGUUGUUUGCUUAAAACUUUAUAAUCAUCGGGGAGUUUUUUAUGAUUAAAUAUUGUCAGGGGAAUUGAUUUAAGUGAGCGGAUGAGUCAAAGUGUGAGAAUGGUCACAUUAGAGGUUUUACCACAGGAAUCUAUGAGUAACUGUUGAACAGGCGAGUGUUACUGUGUCACAAAAUAUAACAGCUAAUCAGAUUCCAGUAUGCAGAUUUGGGAAGGGGGCAGGCAUUUAGCGUAGGGGGACAUCUCAAAUUUGCUAUUUUUAUCUCACUAUAAAAAUUUAUAGUGCCUGGAUUUUCAGAAGGACUUUAAUGCUACUCAGUGAACAAUAGAAAUAUUGUGUAAAUAAGCGCUAAUUAUUUCCUCAGUGUUACAAGAAAAGUGUUUCUUUUUCCACUUAUUAAUAUAUUCAUUAAUGAGAGGUAACAUUAUAGCACAGUUACUGCAUAAAUCAACAUUAUUUGAUGCAUGUAUAAUCAUUUGACUAUAUUUUUUUUUAUGUUAAACCCCCACCUCUGGGUAGGACAACUGUCUCCUGGAGUGUUUCAGGAUUUUCGGACAUUAUGAUAUCGUCGUAAUUGUCAUUAAAAGACAAUUAUUUUAAUAUCGGCUAUUUUGCACAUAAUUUAACAAAUUUCGCUGAAGAAAUGUUAAGCACGCCAUUUAAGCACAAAUAGAUCAGCUUUGGUGAAGUGCAGUGCUUUUUAAUGAAUUAGCACCAUUUUAGAUACUUAACAGUUUACUUCUACCCAAUGAGAAGGCAGUGUAUUACUGAAGUUUAAUGUAUUAUGUGAGUUUUUGAUUGUUUAUUUGUGUUAAAAUGUAAAGUUAACCUAGAAGAUGCACUUUUCUUGUAAAGAAUUUUUUUAAAAAUAAGAAAAAUUUGCUUCGGUUAAAAUCGCUUUAAAAAAAAAAGACAUUAUAUUAUAUUCCUAUUUACAUAAAACUAAUGAUGUUUGUGUCAUCUUGAGCUGAAAAUAACCCUACGUUCACACUAGCAGCUGUUGAUUGGAGUUUGUCUCUUGUUGGCGUGUAGCGACCGUUAGUGUUGUCGCUUCUGGGCAUGCACUUUUUUGUUUUUUUUUCAGCAGUAGCCAAAAUGUAUAGCCUACAGCCUAUUAUACGAUUUAUACACACCGCUUUUGUUUAAAAUGUAUUUAAGUUUGAUUUGCAUGUUAUGUGCUUGGAUUUGUACUAGCUUCUUUGGCAGAUUAGCAGAGCAAGCCAACUGUACUAGCUACAUACACUCACCAGAGGCACCAUGAUCUUCAAUCCUUCCUUCCAAACUUUACUCUUCUUUGUAAUGUCUCUAUACACAUUUAAUCUGGUCAUACAUGACAGGAUAAGAUGAAACCUCAGUUAUAAGCAUUUCUUCCAUUUUUAUGCAUCAAACAGUAAAUGGGAUCUAACUGCAGGUAGGAACUAAAGUUAUGAGUGAGGAAAUGAUGAAAUGUCAGACCACACACGCCAUAAGAUUGGUCUUAGGAAUCUUUCAAGCCAGUUGUUUGGAUUUUUAUGCUUUACUGCCUCAUACCUCAUUUGCAUAGAAUCUCAAUUCAAAGUCAUUUGUCGCUGUCACUGAAAUCACGGCUCUGUGUCAAACCUGUAUUUCGAAAAUGAAUGGUCACUUGCUAGUGCGAACGCAUCGUAACAAGGUGAAAUGAAAGUGUUAGAAACGUCUGAACCAAAGAGGUGAUGUCAUACAGACAUCAACAUGAUCACCAAGAAUGGAAAGUGCUUUUGGGAGUCUGUUUGCAUCAGAAUUUUGUCAUUAAGAUCAUGUCAUUAAAGCCAGCCUGAUCAGUUGGGCAGAACAGUACCGUUAACCUGUCUGUGUGUCCAGACUAAAUAUUCUACAAUCUACAUUCAGCUACAUUGUUUUUUUUUUCUAUUAGUUUGACAGUAGUUACUGAAUGACUCAUGGUAGGCACUGAAUAAUAUACUUCAGACUUUAAGAACACAGAUGUUAUGUUUCAUCUGAAUGCCUUAGGCCAGUGAUGCUGCAGCAUGUUGAUUCCAGUUUAGUAGAAGCCACAGCUAACAGAGUUGAUGGAUGAGUCAUUUGGUAAACGUGUAUCUCCUGUUUGACUGGAACUCCAUUUGUUGCCCCUCCCUUGUUUUUGUCUUUUGUUCUUGCUCUGUCAUCUCACUAAUUGCAUUUGAGGUUAGCAAAAGAUGGUUCUGAAGAGUUUCUUUAAAAAGUGUUUUUAUGUCUUUUUAGUGUCUUUAAAAAGUCUCAUUUCAUGUUCCUCUAUAUAAAAUGUAUAUAAUCAGUGUUGCAUUAACUGUACCAAUGGCUGUUCAUUGAAUGCAGAAUGUUAAUUAAAACUGCCCUGUUGAUUUUACUGUUAUGCAUGGUCUCAGAUCAGCUGAAUAAAAUGAAAUGUUUCGAA